AAAAAUCCGCAAAUCCGAAACAAAAAAUUCCGGAAAUUAGAACAAGUCUGACUGCUAAAAUGAGUGACUCAAUUAAUUGGAAUAAAAUUAAAUCUGGAAAUGUACGCACUAUAUGGGCAGAGAUAGCUCCUACUAUUAGCAAAGAACUCUUUAAUAAUAAAGUUGCAGUUGUGAAGAACAUACAUGAUGCCCCUCUCUACGAUUUGAUGGUUUGCUUCAGAAAAGAUGCUCAGUUCAUGAAGAAGGAAUACUAUCUUCUGGGACAUUUCUCCGACCUUGCAAAGACGACUGGUCCUCCUCCAGGCACCAACUCCGACAACCUCCUGAAGAUUUGCUCUAAGACUUUGAAAGAAACAAUUCCAGAAACCUUUAUACAGAGGUGGAGCAAAGGAAAGUCAACAAUUAGGGUUGAACUGUAUGGGAUGAGUAAGCAUAUAAUUAACUGGGCAGUAAAUAAUGGAGAUCUUGUUGUGGAUCUAACUAAUCCCUCUGCACAUCUCAUGAAAACCGUGUACAUAAUCAAUGAGGUCGUCUAUGUACAGAAGGUACAUAUGGAGGUUGAAGUGAACGGAGCGAAGAUACAACAUAGUGUAUUUGACGCUAGGAUACCAAUAGCUGUGGCAUACAACAAGUUUCCAGUGAAUGAUAAAGGUGUUCUUGGUCCAGCUAUCAAUAACAAGGUUGAUACAGAUGCUGAUUUCUUCUGUGUGAACGAGGAACCAUUAUAAUAUAGUUUGUUUGCGUUAUUUUAUGCAUACACAUCAUGCACAAUCCAGAUAUUUCAUAAUUGUUUGCAAUUAAUUAUAUGUUUAUUCUAAUGCAUUUAAAUUUUAGUCGGAACAAUGAUAAUAAAUCAUUUUUCACCCUUAACUUGAUGUAUUUAAAAUAUAUUUAAAAGUUUUAAAA
Molecule: messenger RNA, 906 nt
Organism: Eurytemora carolleeae
Lineage: Eukaryota; Metazoa; Arthropoda; Copepoda; Calanoida; Temoridae
Exons: 5
Coding region: 60-728 (222 amino acids)
Source: RefSeq, a predicted model, not a curated record